Messenger RNA from Ornithorhynchus anatinus (platypus), 2574 nucleotides. It is a transcript of the gene ASB15, whose product is annotated as ankyrin repeat and SOCS box containing 15. Gene Ontology annotation, biological process: intracellular signal transduction. The transcript is spliced from 11 exons. Lineage: Eukaryota; Metazoa; Chordata; Mammalia; Monotremata; Ornithorhynchidae. Gene Ontology annotation, molecular function: protein binding. Gene Ontology annotation, cellular component: cytoplasm. The record is from RefSeq and is a predicted model, not a curated record. The coding region runs from base 225 to 1997 and encodes 590 amino acids.
GGCUUGCAGGGGCCUCUGUUCCUGUUGGCUAGAAAGACAGGACCUGAAUCACAAACAAUCACAAAGGCUUUCAAGCACUAAGGGGCCCCACUGGAGUAACUGAAGAGCUUUGGUAGUAGCAGCAUCAGAAGAGGUCAAGAGCAGGGAGGAAGAGAGUAGUCACAAAACCCUCCCUCUCUCCCAACAGUACAACACCUGCCUGCCCAGUCAACGGAAGGACAAACAUGGAGGAAAAUGACAGUUCCGAAGAAGACUGCCUAACCUCCUAUGACAUUCAGCUUAGUAUUCAAGAUGCCACUGAAGCCAGCAAGCCAGCAACUGCACUUUAUCCUGGAAGGUUUGUGCCUACCAGUGACCAAAACAGAAAGCUAGUAGAAGCCAUUAAACAAGGGCAAAUCCUUGAACUACAAGACUGUACACAAUAUAAAUAUGCUCUGGAUGAAGCUGAUGACAGAGGAUGGUUCCCGUUGCAUGAAGCAGCGGUACAGCCCAUUCAGCAGAUCCUUGAAAUAGUUCUGGACGCCUCCUACAAAUCCCUCUGGGAAUUCAAGACCUGCGAUGGAGAAACACCGCUCACUUUGGCAAUCAACUCUGGUCUGGUGGGAAACGUAAUGACCUUGUUGGAAAAGGGAGUUUGGCCCAACACCAAAAACGGCAAAGGAGAAACCCCUCUACUGAUUGCUGUCCAAAGGGGUUCUUAUGACAUGGUAUCCACUCUGAUUAAGCAUAACAGCAGCCUCCACCAGCCAUGCGUCAAGCGAUGGUCUGCGAUGCAUGAAGCGGCCAAGCAAGGCCGCAGAGACAUAGUUGCUCUGCUUCUGAAAAAUGGGGGCGACGUCCACUUGCGGGAUGGAUAUGGGGUCACACCUCUGGGAGUUGCUGCAGAGUUUGGUCACAGUGACGUGCUAGAACAUCUCAUCCAUAAAGGUGGUGAUGUUUUUGCUUUGGCAGAUGAUGGGGCUUCAGUAUUGUUUGAGGCAGCAGGAGGUGGCAAUCCGGAUUGUAUUUCUCUCCUGUUGGAAUACGGAGGGAGUGGCAAUGUCCCCAACAAGGCUGGCCAUCUCCCUAUCCAUCGAGCCGCCUACGAGGGACAUUACCUGGCCUUGAAAUACCUCAUUCCUGUCACAUCCCAAAACGCAAUCCACAAAAGCGGAUUGAGUCCAGUUCAUUCGGCAGCAGAAGGUCAGAAUGUGCAGUGCCUGGAACUGCUCAUUGAAAAUGGUUUUGAUGUCGAUUCCCUCCUGGCUGACCACGUUGCGGAGAACUACGAUGACGGGAGGAAGACUGCCCUGUUUUUUGCUGUAUCCAACAAUGACAUCCUCUGCACUGAGACCCUCCUGAAAGCUGGGGCAGACCCAAACCAAGACCCCCUCAACUGCCUCCUGGUGGCCGUGAGAGCCGGAAACUAUGAAAUCGUCCGUCUGCUGCUGUCUCACGGAGCCAAUGUCAAUUGUUAUUUCAUGCUCGUGAAUGACACCCGCUUCCCAAGUGCCAUUCAGUACGCAUUGACUGAUGAGGUGAUGCUAAGACUCCUGUUAAAUAAUGGCUAUCAGGUGGAGAUGUGCUUUGACUGCAUGCAUGGGGACAUCUUUGGAAAUUCGUUUGCCUGGUCUUCAAUAGAAGAGGAGAUCCUUCCAGGAUGGACAUCUAGCAUAAUAAAAGAUAAUCCGUUCUGCGAGUUUAUUACGGUCCCCUGGAUGAAGCAUCUUGUGGGACACGUCAUUCGAAUUUUGAUAGAUUACACAGAUUAUGUCCCAUUGUGUAGUAAACUGAAGACAGCCCUGGAGGUUCAGAAAGAAUGGCCAGAUAUCCGACAAAUUCUAGAGAACCCCUAUUCAUUAAAACACUUGUGUCGGCUGAAAAUACGGAGACUUGUGGGAGUAAAGAGGCUGUGGAGACCAGAAUCAAUCGAGAUGCUUCCUGUACCACCCCUCAUCAAAGCCUAUAUCUUAUUUAAGGAAUAUGACCUUUAUGGACAAGGGCUGAAGCUGUCAUAAUUUGAAAAGAGGUUUUUUGGAUGUAUUUUUUUCCUUAAUUAUGGCUCUUUUCCUCAGUGUACUUCUUUAGAAUUUUUUAAUGAGGCUUGAGAGUGUAAUAUACAGGUCUUUAGGUGGAUUAGAAAAAGAAAAAUCUUUUUCUAAUUCUGUAAAUGGCUUUUGUUAUGGGAAUAUUGUUUUCAACUCUAUUAUAUCUAAAUGGUAUUUCAUGUUUGUUGUCUACCAACUCUAAUAUUAUACUCUCCCUAACACUUAGUACAAUGCUCUAUACAAAGUAAGUGCUCAAUAAAUGCCAUUGAUUGCUUGAUUUAAAAGCAAUGGGACUUGAAUCUGGUCAGGGGUGCAAAUCAGAUCCUGCCACAUGACUUAUCGUAAGCAUGGUUCUAAAGAAGCAAACAUCAGCAAAGUGAGGGGCUAAAUACAUUUUGGUAACCUUGCCUUUUUCAGCCUCAGUCUUUCAUUCAUUCUAAGGAGGAUGAGCUGAGAAAAAUAUUAUCUGUGCUCGGUUAUCUGUGCUGCAGACGAUUAUAAAAAGGGAUUCCUGGUACCAACAGAAGUGGAAAAAAAAUUACUUGAC